Molecule: messenger RNA, 4194 nt
Organism: Phytophthora sojae
Lineage: Eukaryota; Oomycota; Peronosporomycetes; Peronosporales; Peronosporaceae
Exons: 8
Coding region: 1-4194 (1397 amino acids)
Source: RefSeq, a predicted model, not a curated record
AUGGUGAAGCUCUUCUGUGCGAUCGUUGGCGUGGCGGGCAGCGCGUUCGAGGCGGAGAAGCCGAACGACUUCAAGGACAUCGAUGCAGACAAGCUGCGGAUCUUCCUCGCGAAGACGGCGGACGGCGCGUGGCUCUCAUCGAAGGACCCUGAUGUGAUUUCUGUGCGAAGCGGAGGCAUUCCUGAACAAGUGAAGACACUGCUAAACGAGCAAAUCGAUCCAGCAGAAGAGAUUGCCGAUGUCUUUGCACCAGCUCCGCAGAAGAAGCAGAUCCAAGUGCUGGUGGUGGUUCCGGGUCAUGAAGACAGUAAGUACCGCUUCUACCAAGGCAAGAACAUGGAGUCGCACCUCUACGAGGGAAUUCAGCCUGCUGAGUUCUACGACAAGCUCGAGAACGUGCUCGCAACCCAGAAGUCUGCCUUCAAGGUCAACAUCGCUCUUGGAUACAAGCUUGUCAGCAGAACUGAUGACAGCGAGACUCGCUACUUCCACCCGAAUAUUAGCAACACGUCUGUGAUCUCGGAGAUUUGCUUCAUGGAGUUGGCUGACAAGCUCAACUACCCCAGCUCCGGGUACAUGGUGAAGGGGAUUACUGGCUUCAAAAUCUAUAUCUACCAACGCGACCAUGCUCUGGGUGAUAGCGAGGCUGUCAUUCCUAAGGCGAUUCGUGAUAACAAGCACGUCAUCAACUUCCCCAAGACGAACAACAAGUGUGUCUUCCACUGCAUUGCUUAUCACAAGCAGGAGGGAGCCAAGAAGGAUCCUCGCAGAAUCCAGGCUCUGGUGAAACAAGCCUUCAAGCAGUACUGUUCGUACAAGGAGAUCACCUACACUCUGGGUCUGUUCCGCAAUUUCAAGCCUAUCGACAUUCUCCAAUUCGAUGAGCUUGAGGAGUGCUUCAAGCUGAACAUCAACGUCUUCAACAUGGAUGUUGAGACUGGCAAGGUUGAAUGCAUUCGCUGCUCGGACAAGGACUAUGAUUCGAUCAACAUCCUGUCGCACGAGAAUCACGCUCUCUACAUCACGAACGUUGGUAUGCUCCAGCAGAAGUACCAAUGCUCUAUGUGUGAGAUGGUGUUUGUUAGCUCUGAUAAGCUACGCAACCACACUAAGAACCAAUGCGAACUCGUGAACAUCGAAUCGUUCCCAGCUCAGCCAACCAUCUACCAACCCGCUCCGAACAGCAUUCGUUCCAUGCUGACUAAGUACUCCAUCAAGGAUGCUGACCAUUACAUCGAUCACUUCAUUGUCUAUGAUUUUGAGGCUAUCCUCAAGCCUACGGGUGUCAAAAACGGAGUGAAUACUAUCUUCACAAACGAACACAUUCCUGUGUCUGUUUCCGUGGCCGACAGCUUGACUGAGGAGGUGCGAUGCUUUGUCAGCGAUGACCCGAAGGAGUUGCUCAAGGAUAUGUUCCAGUACAUCAAGGAAGUUGCGGCUAAGAUUCAGCAGUACAAUGUCUCGAAGUACGAGUCUUUGCUCCGCAAAAUCAUCAACGUCCAUGGUUUGACUGACGCUGAGGUUCCUGGUCUAGACUUGGGUAAGACGUACAAGAUGGAUGAUGUCAAUGCUUGGAUUCAGAACGGGGAGUUUGCUUGUUUCUUCGAUUUCCACAGCAAGCUCACAUUCGGUAAGAAGCGCUCGGAUUAUGGCAAGCUGAAGCAGUGCAUUGGUCAGGUACCAGUAUUCGGAUCCAACUCUGGACGCUACGACAUCAACCUUAUCAAGGCGGACCUGUUUGCAGUCAUCGGUAAUGACAACAUCACAUCAGUCAUCAAGAACCCUAGCUACAUGUGCAUCGCCACGUCAGACAUGAAAAUGCUUGACAUUAGCAACUAUGUUCCGGCAGGCACCAGCUAUGCAAAGUACUUGUCGACAUAUCUCGGUGAGUGCAAGUGUGAUGACAAGAUUCGAUGCGUCUGUGGCCUAGGAAAAGGCAUCUUCCCGUACGAGUACAUUACUUCAUUUGACGUACUCAGUCAGCCGGAAGUCCCUCCUAAGUCGGCGUUCGACAGUGCUCUUCGUAGCACUAGCAUCAGCGAUGAGGACUAUGUGCGGGUACAGUUCGUCUGGGAACACUAUGGCAUGAAGUCAAUCAAGGAUCUACUCAUUUGGUACAACAACCCCGAUGUAGUACCCUUCAUCAAGGCCAUCAAAGCCCAGCGAGAACUAUUCAAACGUUUCGAACUUGAUAUGUUCACUGAUGGUGUGUCGCUACCUGGUCUCUCUGAGAAAGUCAUGUAUCAGACGUGCUUCAACAACCUCCAGCAACCAAGUAAGGAGCCUGCUGAAGCGUUUGCCUUUCCCGCUAGUCGCUUAAGUGGAUAUAAGACCCAGGAUGCUGAUGCCGAUCGUGAAUUCAAUAUGACGCUAGAACACCUCAACGACUUGCUAGAGCGUCUCGGACACAUCGAUGGUAAUAUCUUGAUCAGCUGUGUGGGAUGCAACGUUGCUCGCAAGAACAUGUCGCUAAAGGGCUUCCGCCACAAGAAGCUACUUGAAUUCAACUCAGACAGGUUGGUGUACAGUAUCGAUAGAGAGGAGAAGGACAUCUACACCAAGAUGAAGGCGAACAUUGCUGGUGGUCCUUCUAUCAUCUUCAACAGAUACGCAAAACGCAACGAGACCAAGAUUCGAGGGGGUAAGAUCUGCAAAAAGAUCAUCGGCUACGAUGCUAAUGCUCUGUAUUUGUGGGCACUUGGUAAUGAGAUGCCAUGUGGACGGUUGAGUACCAUCGAGGCAUACACAGGGAUCGUCGAUGAUAUUGUAAAUGACAAGAUCUUUGGCUUCCUCGAGUGUGAUAUCCGUACACCAGAGCACCUCAAACCCUACUUCAGUGAAAUGACCCCAAUUUUCAAGAACACCCUUAUCGACUGCAGCGAUCGGAGUGUCAUCGGUCAGAACAUGUUCGAGUACAACGAGGAGCGCAAGCAAAGCCGAGCAAAGCCGGCUCGCAAACUCAUCGGGAGCUACUUUGGUGAGAAGAUCCUCAUUUUUGCACCACUACUCAAAUGGUACAUUUCUCAUGGCAUGGAGAUCACCAAGACUUACAGCUUCAUCAAGGCUAGCUCUCACAAGGCGUUUGCUCCAUUCAUGGAAGCCGUAUCGAACGCGCGACGGGAAGGUGAUGCCGAUAAGAGUAAGGCCAUGAUUGCUGAGAUGAUGAAACUAGUAGGCAACUCCGCGUUCGGUCGCAGUGGCAUGGACAUGAGCAAGCAUAAGGAGGUCAAGUAUGAGUCGGAUGAGAAGGCAAUUAAAUCGAAGAUUGAGCACUUCACCUUCCAUGGAAUGGAAGAGUUGAAUGAUUCAUGUGAAUUCACAAUGAAGAAGAGAAAGCUCAACAACAAGAACCCAAUUCAUCUCUCGAUUGCAAUCUAUCAGCUCGCUAAGCUCCGCAUGCUCGAGUUCUACUACGAUUGUAUUGACAUCUACUUCGACCGCUUGAAUUUUCAGUAUCAGGAGAUGGACACCGACUCUGGCUACAUCGCUUUCAGCUGUGAAAAGCCAUUUGAGGAGUGCAUCAAGCCUGAGCUUCGUGAGCAUUUUCAGCAGCACAAGUAUGAGUGGUUCCCACGCGACUAUAAUGAGACUGUAGCCAAGUUUGACCGUCGAACCCCUGGUUUAUUUAAGGAAGAGUGGUCUGGUGAUGCUAUGGUAUCAUUGGCCUCUAAGAACUACAUUUGCUACCUACCAGACGAAUCUUACAAGGUCAAGGUUUCAGCGAAGGGAGUCCAGCAGAAUGGUGGACGAAACGGUGAUGUUCUCAACCCAGAUGGGUUCGAAUCAGUUGUUCGCGAUCGCAUCACGCUACAGGGCACCAACAAGGGGUUUAGACUCAGUAAGGAGACCUUAUACCAGAAGGCUAAAGAACUGGAGCCGAAGAUUACGAUGAAAAUCGUCAAGGAAUGGUACUCAAACCAGAGCGAUAUUCAGCGAUUUCAGGAGCAGAAGAAGCGAUACGAUGGUUCCGGAGGCAGCUAUGGUGACAAUAGCGACCUCAACGUCGCUGAGCUGAAAGCUAUCCUGAAGAACCUCAUCAUUCAUGAUCGUCCCCAGAAGACCCAAGUCGCUGUGUGGGCUACUGACCUCGACAAGUCGACCAAGAAGGUGGAGGCAUCUACCCAAACGGAAGGUGGUCGAGUCUGGGCGGAGGAACACAGAGUCGCCAAGAACAACGAUUUUGUCAGCCUGUAG